AUGGCGAAGGAAGCCGCUGAGAAGACUGGCAUCACUGUCGGCUUGAACAAAGGCCAUAAAGUCACUGUUAUCACCCCCAAGCCUCGCAUCAGCCGUACCAAGGGUCACCUCAGCAAGCGCACCGCCUUCGUCCGAGAAAUUGUCAAGGAGGUCGCCGGCCUUGCCCCCUAUGAGCGUCGUGUUAUCGAACUGUUGAGAAACUCCAAGGACAAGCGUGCGAGAAAGUUGGCAAAGAAGCGACUUGGUACCUUCGGACGCGCAAAGAGGAAGGUCGACGAACUGCAACGAGUCAUUGCUGAGGCGAGAAGAACUGGUCAUUAA
Molecule: messenger RNA, 321 nt
Organism: Exophiala aquamarina CBS 119918
Lineage: Eukaryota; Fungi; Ascomycota; Eurotiomycetes; Chaetothyriales; Herpotrichiellaceae
Product: 60S ribosomal protein L36
Exons: 3
Coding region: 1-321 (106 amino acids)
Biological process (GO): cytoplasmic translation
Cellular component (GO): ribosome; cytosolic large ribosomal subunit
Molecular function (GO): structural constituent of ribosome
Source: RefSeq, a predicted model, not a curated record